Dermatophagoides farinae (American house dust mite) is the source of this 1720-nucleotide messenger RNA. NCBI's taxonomy places the organism in Eukaryota, Metazoa, Arthropoda, Arachnida, Sarcoptiformes, Pyroglyphidae. The record is from RefSeq and is a predicted model, not a curated record.
UAGUAAGUUUUAAGCGAUUUAUCCACAAAUUUUCUAUGAUUAAUUUGUAAUAUUCACGAUCAAAUUUCCACUAAUAAUGGCCACAAUCGAUUCCAAUGAAAAUCGUUCAUCACUAUCAUCUAUCAACAACAACAACAGCAAUAUCGAACGAUCAAAUAUUGAUGUUGAUGAUGAUAAUAAUAAAUUAAAUAAAUUCAAACCAUCAUGGUUAAUAUAUGUUGUAGCUAUUUGUGUUGAAUCAUUAUCAUUAUCAUUCGGUAUGACAAUGGGUUGGACAUCGAUUGCCGGCGAAGAAUUGGAUACGAAUUUCACUACAACAAACAAUAAUGAUCAUUGGAAAUCGCCAGUGUUUCCUAAUGAUAUUGAAAAAAAAUUAAUUGCAUCCAUAUGGACAUUAGGAUCAUUAUUUGGUGGUUUUAGCUGUGGUUAUCUAAUCGAUAAAUUUGGUCGUAAAAAAAUGCUCAUAUUAUUGGGCAUACCAUUCGGUAUGGCUUGGCUUUGUAUCGGUUUUGCUCAUUCUUCAUCUAUCAUAAUCAUUGGUCGUGUGAUUAAUGGUAUUGGAUUGGGAAUUUCGAUCCCAACGAUACCACUUUAUAUAGCCGAAAUUUCGACACCAAAUAUUCGUGGUUACAUUGGAAUGUCCAUUGGUUUUUUCGCCGUUUUAGGUAUGCUUUUAAUCAACAUAUUGAACGUUAUGAACUUUCAUUGGAAUCAUUUGGGAUUUAUUGCCAUUGUACCGACAACAUUGAUGAUGAUCAUAAUGUGUUUUAUGCCUGAAUCACCAGUAUGGUGUAUCAAUUUUAUAAACGAUAAAAAUGAAUCUAUAAAACAAGCUGAAAAAAAUCUUCGUCGAUUACGUUCGAAAAAUAGCGAUAUUCAACAAGAAUUAGAUAAUUUUAUUGAAAUGAAAAAAUCAUCAGAUAAAAUGAACAAUAUGGUUAACCAAAGUAAUCAUCAUCAUGGACUUUUAAAAUCAUUACGACGAAAAGAUAUUUAUAAACCAUUCAUAAUAGCAAUGGUUGUUAUGACAUUUCAACAAUUCUGUGGUUCUAGUAUCAUUAUCUAUUCGAUGAAUGAUAUUUUUAAAAAUUCCGGUUCAACAUUAUCAGCUAAACAAUCCAGUUCAAUAACUAAUGCAAUCAUGUUGGCCACAAUCAUUAUCGGUGGUUUUUCAAUCGAUCGUUUUGGACGACGAAUUCUUUUGAUAAUUUCUGGCACUGCACAAGCAUUAAGUAUUGGUACAUUAGGUGUUUAUUAUUACAUACAUUUAUCAACAUCGAAUAUUCAACAAUCAUCAUCAUCGAUACUUCCAAUUAUUUGUGUAUCCAUAUUUGUAAGUGCAUAUUCAUUUGGUAUUGGUCCACUUUGUUGGAUUAUUAUUGCCGAAAUUACACCACCACAAGCUGUUUGGUUAGUAAUGUCAAGUACUUCUGUUUAUUCAUCUAUUGGUACAUUCAUUAUGAUUUUUUCAACAAAAACAUUAUUCCAAUUGUUAAAAGAAUAUGGUACAUAUUGGUUAUUCACUGUGGUUAAUAUUACCAUUGUUAUAUUUGGUUAUUUUAUACCAGAAACAAAAGGACGUACAAUUGAUGAAAUUGGUAUUGGUAGAAUUUUCACAAACAUUUCUACUUCAUUGUCCGCAUCAUCAUCCACAGUAAGAUGUUCGACCGCCAGUGCACAGACUUCCUGCAUCCAGAUCGUGACCAUACUGUCGAUUUGA